AUGCCCAGGCACAUGCGGACGUUCUUCCACAUCUCCGAUCAUGGAAGACUACUGAAUCAACCCAUCGACCCCUCACGUGUGGUCACCCACACCAAGUAUGGUAUCUGGGACUACUACCAAGAGGAGCACCCGGACGCAGGAAGGAUCACGUAUGGAACAGACGUGCAAGAGGGCAUCCCGUAUAUCACCCGCGCCGUGCGUGACGUCUUCGUCAUACCCGGAUGCAAGCUCCAGGUGUGCAUAUAUGCGGCUGCAGAGCUUGCUGCGUCGCUCGUCCCUGCUUUGUCUGUCUGGUUCCAGGGACAAAUGCUGCUCAUGAUGGAGAAGGCAGUAGAGACAGGCGAAAUAGACAAGCCUAUGUUCCUCCUAGCAUUCUCUGGUCAUGCGUCUUGUUCACUCAUCACCAACCUGCUCGAUCGCGUCAAGGAUCGCGCGCAAAAUAAUAUUAACAAGAAGAUUCAGCGCAACCAGGCCCUCCGCGCCUUCGCCAUCUGGGCUCGCAUUGAUUUGCCCACAUCCGAGAGGCCAGAUAUCAUGAACGAAUUGCUCACGACAUCCAACUCGGAGAUGUUCGGCCAGACCGUACUUUGGGGUGGCGUAGGAACGGUCGUCCAUCUCUUGGGAACUGGUGCUCGUGUCAGCACACAAGUUGCCGUACUCUGGAACGUUCUGCGAGGACAAACGGACCUUGCGUACAUGGGGAUUGCGACUAUUCUGUCCGAAUUGUUGACCCGACUUUGGCCUUACUUUCGAUUUUCGUCGUACAACGAUGUGGCAUGGGUGGUCAAGACCGACAAUCAAGAUUACUUGAAGAUUGCCGGGUGGAAAGCAACGGUCCAAAGCCAAAAGCACCGGAAGGAAAUCGUUGCAGGGGAUCUGGCCGAGUUCGCAAUUUCAGAGUAUACGUCUGCUUCGGACCGGCUUGGUGACGGAUACCGAGACUUCAUGGAGAUACAGAGAACGGUCGGUUUCCAUGCAGGAAGCGGCAGUGCAUUCUGGACGCAUUUCCAGAACGGUUUCAGUUACCUCCCGCAGCUUGCCUUUGCUAUUCGUGCCAUGCAAAACCCUUCUCGAAUGGCAGAACUCCUUGCUACACUGCACCUCAUACAGUCGUCUGCCGCCGGCCUGGCGAUGUCAGUUCAAUCGCUAGUGGGCAAAACUAUGUCACUCGGAGAUGAGGUAUACGGCCUGAAGAAGACGUAUGAACCUGGGAUCAAGAACUUGGUCGUUGAUGGGAAGGAACCGUUUGUAGUGGAUCCGCACCAAGGGAACAUGGGCAUUGAACUAGAGUUCCGGAAUGUGUCCUUCAAGUAUCCCAGCGCGGAUAAGUAUGCUCUGAAGGACGUCUCUUUCAAGCUUCUUCCGGGGCAGCUUUGCGUCAUUGUUGGAUCGAACGGCGCCGGCAAAAGUACCAUACUCAAAUUGUUAGUUCGUCUGUAUGAUCCAAUGGAAGGUGCCAUCUUCUUUGGAGGCCGUGACAUCCGCACGCUGAAGAUGAGCGAUCUCCGCCGCGCCACCUCCGUCCUCUUCCAGGACUACACUCAUUUCCCACUGUCUAUCCGAGACAACAUCGCGCUCGGAGAUCCCACUGGAGCCCACUCGGACGCUGCUGUCCGACGCGCUGCUGAACUUGGUGGCGCCACCAAGAUCAUCGAGUCUCUACCGGAGAAGUACAAUACCUAUCUCGGCUUUAACAACUCCCAGCUCGCAACCGGGCCCCCGGAUGGCUCGCUGACACGUUCCGGGAAGAUCUUCGAUACUGCCGCGGUGGUUGCGCGUGCUGGACUCCGACGUUCUGUAACACAGCUGAGCGGCGGGCAGAUGCAGCGGCUUGCGGUGGCGCGCACGUUCAUGCGCUCAGUCGUGCGCGAGGACGCACGCGUCGGGCUUCUGUUGUUCGAUGAGCCGAGCGCGUCGCUGGACCCCAUCGCAGAGCAUGAUCUAUUCGACCGGCUGCGGGAGCUUCGGGGGAGCAAGACGAUGGUCUUCUCAUCUCACCGUUUCGGCAAGCUCACGCGACACGCAGACCUGAUCCUGUACAUGGAUGGUUGUGGCAUCAUCGAGGCUGGCACGCACGAAGCACUGCUGGAGAAGGAUGGAAAUUACGCGCGACUUUGGAAGCUUCAGGUCCAAGCCUUCGCGUGA
Messenger RNA from Epithele typhae, 2145 nucleotides. RefSeq names its product HlyB/MsbA family ABC transporter. Gene Ontology annotation, biological process: transmembrane transport. Lineage: Eukaryota; Fungi; Basidiomycota; Agaricomycetes; Polyporales; Epitheliaceae. The coding region runs from base 1 to 2145 and encodes 714 amino acids. Gene Ontology annotation, molecular function: ATPase-coupled lipid transmembrane transporter activity; ATP binding; ATP hydrolysis activity. The record is from RefSeq and is a predicted model, not a curated record. The transcript is spliced from 13 exons.